GAAAAAUGUCAAAAAGGGUGUUCUUGUUUUGGAAAAAAGGGACUGCAAAGCGAACAAGUGAAAAUUGAAAAUUCGCCCGUGUUCUAGUCCGUGUGUGUCUGCUGGUGGAAAAUGAUUGCGUAAAGUUUUUCCAUCGCGAGAAUAAGUUCUCUCCGUUUGCGUGACCGUGGUCGGGAGUUUUGUGCGCGUAGUUGCGUUGCUGUUCCCGUUCGUUUUUCGUUUUCCCAUAAAUUAUCUCACCAGUGUCGCUCGGACUCGGAUACUCGUGAUGUCGUUUUCCUUUAAUCCUCUAGGGCCGGGGCUGCAUCCGAUGCACCCACUCCUAUCGGGUGCAGGUGGUUUUCUUACCGCACAACAAUUGGGCGCACCACCAACACCCACCAAUGCUGCCCUCAUAGCAGGAAUAAACAAUAAACCGCUUGAGUUUAAAAUGAAACCCAUGCAGAACGGGUCCGGAGCGGCACCGAUGGAGCUGGAAACGGUAGCCGAGCACGAAUCGCUCAAGGACGGUGGUAAUGCGUUGGCCGCGAUGGAAAAAGCACGCGAAGACAGCAUCAACAAGAAGAUGCUGGAAGAGCUGCACAAACAGCACCAGAACCAGCUGCAGCAUGCAAACGGCGGUGAGCUCGUGUUCAAUCAGCUGCUACAGCAACAUCAGUCUCCACACCACGGGUUCAUGAUGAUGCCCGGCGUCAUGAACAUGGUGGACGGUUCCUCCCUCAUUAGCAUGCAACCCUUCCCGAUGAUGGCACCGAGCGCCGAACUAACCGGCGCAAUGAACGGAACCGCAAACCAGACGGGCUCGCUUGCCGCUAAUGCUGCCGGCAGCGCUGUCACCGGUUCCGGGAACGUGGAAAAACCGGCAACCGCUAAGGAAAUAAUUUACUGCAAAAGCUGCACCCUAUUUCCGCCCAAUCCGAACGCACCGACACCGAAAACGAUCGAACGGCCACCCGGAUGCAGGACGGUGUUCGUCGGCGGGCUUCCGACCGGCAUGACCGAGGAGGUAAUGCGUGAAAUCUUUGAACGGUGCGGUGAAAUCACUACCCUGCGGCUGUCGAAGAAAAACUUCUGCCACAUCCGGUACGUGUACGAAGCGUCCGUCGAUUCGGCCAUCUAUCUGUCCGGCUAUCGGGUAAAGAUUGGGAGCAAUUUCAACUACGGUGGUGGUGGGGGUGGUGGUGGCGGUGGAGGUGGCGGUACGGAAGCAAAGGAACCACCCAUCUUCGGAGUGCUGCACGUGGACUACGCACAGGCCCGUGACGAUCAGUACGAGUACGAGUGUAAGCAGCGCAAGCUGCAGCGCGAAAAGCGACACCGUGAACGGCUGGAGGAGGAUCGCUUUCGAUCCCUUUCGCCACAACCGGUGGUUCACUACACGGAGCACGAGGCCGGUUCGGUGGCGGAACGGCUCAAGAACGACGAAACGUUCGCCAAAGCCGUCCAGACGCUGGUGACCUGGCUCGAACGGGGUGACUGCAGCAAGAAGAACGCCAACAACUUCUACUCGAUGAUCCAGAGCACCAACUCGCACGUCCGGCGGUUGCUGAACGAGAAAGGCGUGUGCGACGAGGAGCUGAAGCGGGCCCGGGAGCAGUACCGGCGGCAGACGAAGGGCAUGCUAGCACAGUUCAGUCAGAUUGAAAAAGUUUUCAAUGCGGCCAGUCACAAGAAGGUUUGGGAUCAUUUUACUAAAGCCCAAAGAAAAAACAUCGAUGCGUGGAAGAAGCAGUCACUGGACAUAAAAUGUGUGCAGCUGGAGGAUUUUCCCGAUGAGGAUGGGAUGGAUAUGUCCGACGACGAGCAUUCGGUCUCAUCGUUACCGUGCAAAAAGUCUCGCUGGGAGCAGGAUCAUAAGGAUCACGCUGUCGAUGCGGAGCGGGGAGGCUCGGACACUGGCGAACCUCACCACCACCACAACACAGCACACGACAGUGAGCUCAAGAUGAAGAUCCUGCACAUUGAGGUGCUGCAGGAAACGAUUCGCAACCUGCAAACACAGCUGCUCGAAAACAAAGCCAAGGAAACGGAACGUCAGGCCCGUAUCUGCGAGCUCGAGGACGAGCUGAAGGAUGCGAACGUGAAGCAGCUACUGCUCAAGACGAAAAUUGCCACCACGAAGGCAGCCGCGUCCUGUGCGGCGAGCGUAGCCUCAUCCGGCAAGGGUGGCGACUCGGAGAGUGAGGAGUGUGCCACGCUGAACGUUGCACCGGACACCGGUCCAGGCGGUGGGACCGUCGCACCGGCUCCACCGGAAAUGGUGUGCAAAGCAACGGCCACUACCGAAACUGGCUGUGAGAGUGAGGUGGCGGUGGUGGUUGGUGAACCGGCGACCUCCACCAUCGGACCGAACGAGCGGGAAGCCAAAAUACUUGCCUUCGCCUCAACGUUUCUUAUGAUCAACCCGCUCGGUGUGCCGUUCGAGCAGGUCUGGGCGUACGUCGGCCGGUACGUGAACGAGAUGAAACCAAAGGAGCUGGAAGAGGUGUUUGCACGCUACCAGCAGCUAUUCGAACGAUGCAGCACACCGGUUGGCGGUGGUGCUGCGGCUGAUCAGCUGAACAGCAGCGUGGUGCCGCCGCCGCCGCCUAGCAGCGGCAUCAAGUCUAGUCCUUGGUACAGAUUUAUUGCCCACAAAUCACCCGUCACGUAAGUACGUCGAGCCGGAAAGGUAAAAGGGGAAGAAAGAUCAAGUCUCACUCACAAUAACGAUCGCUUUAAAAGCCGACCGAGCAAACAAACAAAAAGAAAUGGCCGAAAAUUGCUUCUCUGUAAUGAAGCGACGGUUUAGUCAGAUACAAUAUUAAGCAACUCGUUUUAAAACAAUUAUUUCACCAAGUGAUGUGCAAUUCGGUCAAUGUUGUCGCCCCCGUUGGCAGGGGGGACCGUCCUAGCGGAUAGUGGAUCGUCGAUCGUCGAUCGAUGCGUUGCGUUAGUCAGCGUGUGUUUUUUGCUUUUAACAAAGAAUAGCUUACACAGAAUAGCAGUACAGUUAGCUAGUUUUUACCGUACCUUCAUUUUGUCUGUAACACUUACCACUUACUUAUCUUACACUUUAAAAAACUUUAUUCAAUGACGGUGCUUUUGGCCCCAAAUUUUAUACUCACCAAGUCAAUACUCGUGUACUCCUCCGCAUUAGUUGUGUACUACUACUACUACUACUAUUACUACUAGUAAGCAGCUGCCUAGUAAGCCGUAAGGCUCUACAUCCAAUUAGGUCCAUUCUAUAUCAUCAUCGAUCUUACAAUGUCUUCCUCGUUCGAGAUGCAUGCGGCGGUGCAUCGUAUUAAGCUAGACACCCGGUGAAACCUGAAGAAGUGAUAAUGUUUUUUUGUUCUUGGUUUUUGGACGAAACAUUAAGAAGAAGAAACUACCCCAACAACCCCCUUUAACAGCGAACAAUCCGUACCGCACCGAUGUGAAGAACGCAUCGUUUCAUGAUACUCGGUUUCAAAUUGAAUUUAGGAAGAGAUGGCUAAGAGGCAGGUACAGGAUACCCUAGUUUUCAUACAUAGUGUCAUUUCUAAUGAUUAGGUAAAAGUAUACAAAGAAAGAGAGAGCAAACAAAAUUCUAGAAGAAACAUUGAAUAAGAAAACUGGAAGGCAUUGCUUUUAGUUUCCCCACCCCUUAAGUAGCUGUGUAUAUGUUUGUGAUGUGUGCGAUGCAAAUACCAAGGAUUGCAUCCAGUUUGUUUUGUUUCUGUGUCAUAACGUGUUCGUUUAACGGGUCAUACUCGUUCGUUUUUGUGCAAGGCGUUUUAUGGUUUGUGAUGAAACUGAUUGUAAUUUUACCUUUACACAAACAACCAUUUUGUUACUCGUAGUGUUAUAGCCAAAUUUUAAGCUAAAUUAUUGCCCAUGAGCAAAACAACAAAAAAAACGAAGGGAAAAAAUAAGGCAGCAACAUUUUAUCCUAAAACACUCUACCACUCGUAACGAUGUUGUACGUACAAUGGCAAACAUACGUAAAGACUUGAACUCUUUUUAGCGUUAUUUCCAUUUCCUUUUAGCCCAAUACUCAUUGCAUCUAAUAACUGUAAGGCUGUACGAUUGAGUGACUCUUAUUGUACCUACUACACAUACUUACAGUGUCGGACAAACCAAUAACAUCAUCCUACUAAGUGUCGUAGUAGGAGUCAUAGCCGAUUGCGCCUAAAUGCUGCUAGCCGAACCCUUUGGCCGAUCGGUAAAACAAGGAACGAUAAUCUGAUUUUUUUUAAAUCUCAUCAAUUGUUUCCUGGUAGCGUUCACCAGUGAGUGUUUCUACCGGCUUCAGAAGCUCGUAGUAGAUGACGCCGAGCUGGUCCCACCAGAUACUCAACCAUAACUUUCGUGCUAUGGUGAUGUUCGGCCGGGCUGAUGAUGUUGGGAUAUGAUUAUGAUUUUUUGCGCUUAGGAUUGCUGAACAAAAAAUCCACUUCUCGUCCCCCGUCACGAUCUUUCUGUUGUGCCGCUGGAUCAGCAAUUCAUGCAUGACGAGUCUGCGUUCAAUGUCCCCCGCGGCUUCAACUGGUGCGGUAUCCAUUUGCCCUCCUUCUGUAUCAUGCCUAACGCGUUCAGCCGUGAUGAGAUGGUCUGGCAAGUUACACCAAGCACGGCUGCAAGCUCUUCUUGCGUUUGGCAGUGAUUUUCCUCCAGUGAAGCCGUCAAUUCUUCGUCGGCGAACGUUUUGAGCUUUCCUUCACGUUGAGCAUCCUCCACCGCUUCGAAAGCGUCGAAACCAACCCCGACACCUUGUUUCGCUUAGAGCAGCAUAGCCGUAAACACUCGACAGCUGUUGAUGCGCUUUGGCUGCCGUUUUCUUCGUUCGAAACAAAAACACCUCCCUUAUAUGCAGGAGCUUCUUCUUCUUCUUCCUCCUUGGCACUACAACCUCGAAAGGUCUUAGCCUGCCAGUUCUGACUUUCUGGGACUUGAUUUGACCCAUAGUAAAGUAGUCAGCCCUACGUACGGGGGAGGCAGUCUGGAUCGGAUUUGAACCCUGGUCCUGCCGUGUGAAGACCGGCGCCGUUAUUGCCUCGGCCACCAGACCGCCAUAUGGCGCUUAACCAGCUCAAAAUCAGACAUUUUCAAGCACUACGAACAUUUGAUUUAUGAUGUUUGUAAUCGUCAAAAUCGCGCCACACUCCACAGUUGCUCCAUCGAUUUCAAAACGGCCGUUUGAUUUAUUUGCGGACCUAAUAACAAUUCGUUAUGGUUGAUCGUUCUGCUGUUAGUAGUAGUAGACACAAUUGCAUGAUCGGUAUGGUUCCUUUGGAAAGCGAUGUCUCUUAGUAGACGAGGCCAUAUGAGCGUCGCUAGGCGACGAGCAUAACUUCGCUUAGCUACAAGGACGGGGAAGCCAUUCAAUAAACAAAGCCUGUGGACGGUGAAGCACCUAUGGUGACUAGAUAUCUUAGUAGACGAAGUCACCAUGAGCUGAGGCUCAUUAGGCGGCGAAAUCUCUUGUGACAGCAAAGGGAAGAGCAUCUUAACUUACCAGACGAAGUUGUGCGAUUGUGAGUCCCAGACCGUACCUGUAUCCGUGGUGAGGACUGGCUAGAAUUGUUUUUUUUUUUUUUUUUUUUUAGAGAAAAGAUCUUCAAUGUGCGAGUGAGGAUCACAGUCAGAGCCUGUAGUUCUCGGCGCGUCUACCCAUAAACCCUGGGUUGUUAUAGUGUUUUGUCCGACACUGCUGUAUGUCCCGCAUGCGAUCUGCAGAACAAACAUGACGCAAAAGCAAGGAUUGAGAAGGUAAAUGGGGCACGAUCUCACGAUCCUUUCGGCAGUGAACAUACUUGUGUAAACAUCUUUAAAACAAAACCAAAAACCAAUCCUCUUUAUUGUCAAUUACUGGUGUUAUACACUUUAAAAAUCGAAACAAGCUUCGUUCGCCUAGGGACACUAGCUGCAUCCUAAUGAGUGAGAAUAUCUAAUAUUAUGUGAAACUAAACCAAACAAGCAUAACAAACACACAAAUCAUAAACAACUCGACGUUCGAUCCGAUUCGUGCGAUCGGUGUACUGAUAAAACGUGGUUUGCAAAACACGCGAGACGACGAUUCGAUUGCAGGGGCACGAUGUUUUUUUAUAAGGGUUGUCGUUUUGGUAGUUUCCGCAAUGUACUUUCUACUUACACUUAGCUAAAUGAAAUGACGACGACGACGAUGUGCUGACGGGUGCCGUGGUGCUAUGCACACCGGUCGUUAGACGAAAAACAAAAUCCUAAAACACCGGAAGGAGAAUAGGUUUUGAUGAUAAGAUUACAAUGUAUUAGUAUCCUACUGGCAGCUAUAAGAAACAACGCGAACAACGCACACACACGCACGCUGUGUACGCGUUUCGUUGGCAAAUGCUCUCGAUAUAGUUGUCUAAGCAGAAAAACAAACACAUAAUCCUACCAGUACCGCAACUAGUCUCGGCGUAGCGCCCUUUCCUGUUUUGUAUCUCAAUUAUUCAUGAAGUUACUUAAAAAGAAGCCAUAUUAUAUUGCAUACAUAUAUACCAAGAACUCCUUACUCUAUUGACCAACUGAAUUAACGUUAACGAAGGCGACACACUUACCACGUGAAAAAGAAAAGCAAUCUUUAUAUCGUUCACUUUAACUUCAUAGGAUCCUCGCGCUGGGCAAAUGGCUCAGGGCGCAGCCGAUUGUUUGUACUCCUUCUAAUAUACACACUUACAGAUACAUAUAUACGGUCGGUAGUCGUUUGUAUUUUCCCGUUUCGGUUGUGUUGUGCUUUGCGUGCCGAAGUUCAAAUGUUCAAAUUUUCGUACAAUAAAACAGUGAAGAAAAAAAACA
Molecule: messenger RNA, 6780 nt
Organism: Anopheles stephensi (Asian malaria mosquito)
Lineage: Eukaryota; Metazoa; Arthropoda; Insecta; Diptera; Culicidae
Product: ecto-NOX disulfide-thiol exchanger 2
Exons: 5
Coding region: 269-2653 (794 amino acids)
Biological process (GO): ultradian rhythm
Cellular component (GO): external side of plasma membrane; plasma membrane
Molecular function (GO): RNA binding; protein-disulfide reductase activity
Source: RefSeq, a predicted model, not a curated record